Molecule: messenger RNA, 2103 nt
Organism: Symbiodinium sp. CCMP2456
Lineage: Eukaryota; Dinophyceae; Suessiales; Symbiodiniaceae
Source: the annotation of a GenBank genome assembly
AUGUUAUGUGAAGCUGUGCCACCACUGGAUUGGCAACAUGCAAAUCUGGAUGAAGUCAAGGAAUUCCUCCGGCAAGAGCAACUUGCGGGAACUCAGUUCGAAGGCGGCAAGUCAAAGGCAGCGGAGAAAGAAGCCGUGGAACCGGCCAGUGCGACAUCAGCUGGCAGAGUGAAGAAAGAGUUGCAAACCCCCAAAGGUGCGAAGCCUGGGUGCAAGAUCGAACAGAGCAGCCCGCCGGAGCGCGAGCAUCCUGGACUGUGCCCUGCUUCGGGCAAAGCUGCUGAUCAGGAAGAGGCCUCGACCCCGAAUAGCAAGCGCGGCCGACGCGAGGCUGCAACACCCAAUAUACGCAGCGAUCCCGGGAGCAACCGCAAAUCUUCAGUGAAGCGGCGAAGGAUGAGAGGCAAAACGCCAAGCUCUGCAAGCAAAGACCGUACAUGUGCUCAGGAGCAGCCGGCAGCCGCCACCAACGAGCCAGGACAAAGCAGCACCCCGGAAGCAAAGAAGCAGAAGCCCAGCAAAACGCCGAGCCCAGCAAAGCAAUCCGAGAUUGACAAGCCCGAGGCCACUCCAGGCCAGCCAGAGUGCAAGCCCAAGGACGACGCCAGAGCCACCCCUGACAUGCAAGAAGGGACCAACGCUGCAGCCAGCAAGACCACGACUCCAGACAAGAGCAAAGCCACACCUGGCAAGAAACAGAAAGACACUCCAGAGAAGCCUGCUGUUGAGACCAAUGCUGCACUUCAGACCGCUAGUCCAGACAAGAGCAAAGCCACACCUGGCAAGAAACAAAAAGACACUCCAGAGAAGCCUGCUGCAGAGACCAAUGCUGCACCCAGCAAGACCACUAGUCCAGAUAAGACCAAAGCCACACCUGGCAAGAAGCAAAAAGACACUCCAGAGAAGCCUGCUGCAGAGACCAAUGCUGCACCCAGCAAGACCACUAGUCCAGACAAGACAACCAAAGCCACACCUGGCAAGAAGCAAAAAGACACUCCAGAGAAGCCUGCUGCAGAGACCAAAGGCACCCCAGGCAAAAGCCCAGGCAGUGUGGGAAAGCGCCGACCAGCCAAGAGCCCUUGGAAGAAAGAGUCUCCGGAGCCCAAGGCAUCGGCCGACAGUGGUUCCAGAUCGCAUUCGCUGGUCCGUUCCAACACUGCCACCUCCGAUCAAAGCUGGAUCUCUUCGCCGUGGUCUGAUCAUGGAUCCUGGGCGAGUGCGAGGCAGUGGGAUCACAGUUGGAAUUCGAAUCAGUGGGACUGGGGCUGGGGGUCCUAUGGCCCUGAGAAUUCCUGGAAUGAUAAUUUAUGGAGUUCUUGGUCGGGUUACGAUUGGAACAAGUCUCAAGGGGCACCCACAAGGGGUGCAGAGGUUCCUCAGGAGUCAAAGGAUGAUCCAGGUUCUCGGGUGGAGGCCAUCUUGCGGCGAGGACAUACGGUGGACCAGCUGACAAAUGAGGAGCUUCACCUCAUUGUCAGCCACAUCGACAAGAAGCAGAAGACUGAUCAUGAUCAUGUUCAUGAAGGAAGUGACAAGCAGGAGAAGACAGAUCAGAAAGAAGGUGUCAACUGCCCGCCCGAGAUUACCCGCCUCGCUCGAAAGGAUUGGAAAAAAUCCACUUUGCUUGCCACUUUGAGAUCCAAGAAUUCGAGUGCUCGCAGGGGCAUUCGAAAAUGGAUGCUGUUUACAGAGAUGUGCUCAAGGUGGGGAGAGAAGAUUGCUUUGGCAAUGGUGGAGACAAAAGAAAGUGACGAACAGAAGGCCGAGGAUGAGAUCAGAGACUUUCCAGAGGUCCCCACCAUGAAGCAGUACCUGUGCCUCUGCGAAGAUUCAGAAGAGGACCUGGAGGAAGAGGCAUUCGAGACAGUGUUCUCGUCGACAGGUGCCUCGGAUUCCUCGUCCUCUGAGGCUAAGGGCGACACUGCCCAGGCUCUUACUGAGGAGCAGGAGUACCAGAAAAUUCUGGCAGAGAAUAAGUCCAAAGCCAACAAGGCCACGACCAAGGCGACUGAUCGGAUCAAGAUUGCCACGAAGCUGAAGAAUGAAAAGUCGAAUGAUGGCAUGUCAGCAGCUUAUCCCAAAACCCAUGACCAAGUCCCAUGA